AUGUCAAAGCCUCGAAAGGGCGUAAGCCAUGUACCAGAUCCUGAAUCCCUGUACUGCUGGCAGCACAAGGACCAAGCCGGGUCAGCCAAGCCCUGGGAUAAACCGAUUACUCCGGCAAAGCCACGAACCAGCAUCGAGACCUUAAUGGAUCGACUCGGUGUUCUCGAGAUCAAUGAUCAGCCGAGGCCUCCAGAAAUGCACCAAAGGCGGACAAACCAGAGUCUCGGUGAGAAACGCAAGCCUCGUCCAAGGCGCACCUUUUGCUGUUUUACGACUGUGGAUGAUUUUAGCGAAGACCACACGCCGUCCAGACCUGUUCAACGGCCUCAAAGUCGCCCAUCUCAAGGAGCGACACCCUCUCCUCAAAAUCUGCAAAGGCCUCGACCCUCUGCCGGGAAAGUGCACAAUGUUGCUCCUCAAUUGUCGCGACCAUCUGUCCCAAAUAGCAGGCAAACUUCGACCUCAUCCUGGAUCCCUACUACACUGUUGCCGGAAACAACAUCUCUCCUCCUAACAGAGCUCUCCAAGCCAAUCUCAUCAGCCGAUGAAGAUGGUUAUAUCUAUAUGUUCUGGGUAACACCCCAAACAGCCACAGCAAGCAAGAGUGGAGAUUCACCUCUACCUAGAGACAUCGCAUCAUCUCUACUACCAUCCGCACCACCAAACGACCAUCUCCGCCCACCAACGCAACCUCGCAGCGUAAGCGACGCCAUUCGCGCCGCGCGAGAUUUGAACGCUCUAACGUCCAAUCCAACACCAACCGCACCAGGCACGAUCCGACUCAAAAUCGGCCGUACAAAUAACGUCCACCGUCGAAUGAACGAAUGGACCAAUCAAUGCAAUUACGAUCUGACUUUGAUUCGCUAUUACCCGUAUACGUCAUCUUCAUCUGCAUCAUCGUCCCCAGCGAGGACACCUGCCGCGAGGAAGCGAGGAAAUAGUCACGCGGCUGUUGAUACAUUGGUUCCGGGUCGCAAAGUUCCCCAUGUUCACCGUGUGGAACGACUUAUUCAUCUCGAGUUAGGAGAGUUACGUCUUAGGGAUCUUGGCAAAUGUGGUGUUUGUGGGAAGGAGCAUCGAGAGUGGUUUGAGGUUGAGGCUGCGAAGGAGGCUUUGAGGAAGGUGGACGAAUGUGUGCGGAGGUGGAUUUCAUGGGGAGAGUCUAUGCCUUGA
This is a messenger RNA of Penicillium atrosanguineum, 1173 nucleotides long. RefSeq lists its product as uncharacterized. The transcript has a single exon. Lineage: Eukaryota; Fungi; Ascomycota; Eurotiomycetes; Eurotiales; Aspergillaceae. The record is from RefSeq and is a predicted model, not a curated record. Bases 1 to 1173 code for a protein of 390 amino acids.